AAGGGGCGGCGGCUUGAGUCGGAGUUGCUUAUCUGAGUCUCUCGACGGUCACAAACGCCAUGGAUUUAAUUUCCCUCUCAUCUGCUCUGAAUCCUCCUUUCUCUUCCCUUCAACUCAAACAUAAACCCUCUCUUGCUCUCCCUAAUAAAGCCCCUCCCUUUUUUAGCCUCAAACCGACACCCGUUUCUUUUUCUCUCAAACUGAAAGCCACCGCUAACAGCCUAGAAUUCUCAGCCCCUCAGACCCCGGCCACCUCCAUGCGAGGGGCUGAGACCGACGCUAUGGGGUUGCUUCUGAAGGAGCGAAUUGUUUUCCUUGGCAACCAAAUUGAUGAUUUUUUGGCCGAUGCCAUUAUAAGUCAGUUGCUGCUUUUGGACGCUCAGGAUCCUACUAAAGAUAUCAGACUCUUCAUUAAUUCCCCCGGUGGAUCUUUGAGUGCUACAAUGGCUAUAUACGAUGUAGUGCAGCUUGUGCGGGCUGAUGUUUCCACGGUUGCAAUCGGCAUCGCAGCAUCAACGGCUUCUAUUAUCCUUGGUGGUGGCACCAAAGGCAAGCGCCUUGCAAUGCCAAACACACGGAUAAUGAUUCAUCAACCUCUAGGAGGUGCUAGUGGACAAGCUAUAGAUGUGGAAAUCCAAGCCCGGGAAAUUAUGCAUAACAAGAGCAAUGUGACAAGAAUAAUUUCCAGUUUUACUGGACGUCCGUUUGAGCAAGUAGAGAAGGAUAUCGAUAGGGACCGAUAUAUGUCUCCAAUGGAAGCAGUUGAAUAUGGAAUAAUAGAUGGAGUCAUUGAUAGAGAUAUGAUCAUUCCAUUGGAACCAGUGCCGGAAAGAGUGAAGCCAAGAUUAAACUAUGAGGAAAUUAGUAAAGAUCCGAAGAAAUUCUUGACCCCUGACAUUCCAGACGAUGAAAUAUACUAGGUGCAAGAGGUUUAUGUUUCAAUGGGGCUUGCCUGUCCCUUGAUUUUCAGUUUGUGUUUGUUAUGUAGAUUUAUGUAUUGAAUUGCAAGACACAAUUAAGGACAUAUUGGUUUCUGCAUUCGUAAAGUGAAAAUGUGGUUUUGGUCCUGCCAAAAUUGAUUAUUGUGAUUUAGAAACAUUUGAAUAUCGUUAGAACAGUGAAUGAAAUGGAAGGACGGACAAUUGGUUCA
Molecule: messenger RNA, 1150 nt
Organism: Hibiscus syriacus
Lineage: Eukaryota; Viridiplantae; Streptophyta; Magnoliopsida; Malvales; Malvaceae
Product: ATP-dependent Clp protease proteolytic subunit 4, chloroplastic-like
Exons: 2
Coding region: 60-920 (286 amino acids)
Biological process (GO): protein quality control for misfolded or incompletely synthesized proteins
Cellular component (GO): endopeptidase Clp complex
Molecular function (GO): ATP-dependent peptidase activity; ATPase binding; serine-type endopeptidase activity
Source: RefSeq, a predicted model, not a curated record